Molecule: messenger RNA, 657 nt
Organism: Emiliania huxleyi CCMP1516
Lineage: Eukaryota; Haptophyta; Isochrysidales; Noelaerhabdaceae
Exons: 6
Coding region: 1-657 (218 amino acids)
Source: RefSeq, a predicted model, not a curated record
AUGAGCCCGCAGCGCCUGAGGCGUAUCGCGUAUCGUCGUCGCUCCCCAAUCUGUCGGCAGUGGGACGAGCGCGAAGGACCGAUUGCGGUGAAGGACCGCAGGUUAGGGACCGAUCGCCGCCGCUCACGCCAGCGGACGGUCUUCGUCAGUGAUGUUAGCUACGCCACCGUCUACCUCGUGCGCAAUGCGCUCGCCGGCAUCGAGCGAGCAACGUGUUCGACCGAGCGGCUUGCUGUGCGGACGGCUUCUUGUGGCUCUCGUCGAGAGCGUUUUGCGGCCCGGCGGGUGGGAGAGCAUGUGUCGUCUGAUGUGUCACUGAAGACCGCCGUACGGCAAGAAGAGCUCGAUGGGGAGCGAGAACCGUCAGAGGUGCUCACGGAGGUUUCGGAAGUCGCGGAACUCGUUGAGUACUCGCAGCCUUUCUGCGCCUCCGUCUGGGCAUCGGCUGCUCGGCAAGAGCAGUCUUUCCGGAAGAUAUCGACGGAACGAGUGUAUCGCUUUGACGGAUCGACCGUGCUUAUUAUCAAGACUGAUAUGACGUACACAGCGUGCUCGCUUGAUGUCGGCGAGCGCAUUGCGCACGCUUUGAACGGUGGCGAAGCCAAAAACACCGAUGGUGGCCGUCCGCCGGCGUAUGCGGCGGCGAUCGGUCCCUAA